ACACUGUGCAGUUACAUGUAACUGACUUACCGCCAUCCCACAUCCAGCACCAGGUCACCUGACCUGUGAUCUGCGGCAGAAAGUGCUAGACGGAUCACGUGCUCGAGGGCAGCUCUUCCACGCGCUGCCACGUGAUGCGCGUCAUGCCUCUGGCGGCUGCGGAUGUCAGUCAGUUUCCUAGUCUAACUAUCUAGCCCCAGCUGAAGAACACUCUCCCAUCCAUCUACUUACAACAGACAGGCAACCAAGUGAUACCCAGACGAAGGAUAGGAUCCGUCAGGUACAUACAGACACGAAGAUGGCUGCGAAUACAAGAUACGAGCCCGCUCCCCAGCGGGACUCCCUCGAGGGACACGGAUACGCCCCGCCAUCGUAUGAGGCAACAGCGGAUUACAGCGCUGCUCCCCGGGAUGAGGAUGAUAAUGUGCCAGACGAUUUCAAGUUCGGUGGUACCGUUGCGGAGGCGACUCUACCCAUCCGGAUGCAAUUCGUCCGCAAGGUCUACUCUAUCUUAACUGUUCAGAUCCUUCUCACCACUAUCCUGAGUUCGGUGUCUUUCUUCAGUGACCGCUACCGGAACUGGAUCCAGACGAACUCAUGGCUGAUGUUCGUGUCCCUGUUUGGAGCGAUCGGAUUCAUGCUCCUUACGUACUGGAAGCGCAAGAGUUACCCUACGAACCUCCUCUUCCUCUCAGUCUUUACAGGGCUGGAGGCCUACGCUAUCAGCGUGGUGACAUCCUUCUACGAUGCCCGAGUCGUCGUCGAGGCCCUCGUCAUCACCCUUGGCAUCUUUGUUGCUUUGACUCUUUUCGCGUGCCAGACCAAAUAUGACUUCACGAGCUGGAUCCCGUACCUUUUUGGUGCGCUAUGGAUCCUCAUCAUCUUCGGCUUCAUGGCCGCGUUCUUCCCGAUGAACAGCAAGGUCGAACUGGCGUACGGUGCUGUCGCCGCGAUUAUCUUCUCAGGAUACAUCCUGGUUGACACCCAACUUGUCAUGCGCCACUACCACGUCGAGGAGGAGAUCGCAGCCGCCAUCUCCCUCUACCUUGACGUCCUCAACCUCUUCCUCUCCAUUCUCCGUAUUCUCAACAGCCAGAACCAGAACUGAUUCCACAUCUCCAUUCAGCCGCGUUAACUGAUUCUAUCAGCAGACCCAGUUAAGCAGUUUGAUUUGUGUACGAAUUACUUAUUGUUUCUCUUUCAGUGCGUUGUUUCCUUUUUUUUCUGGGAAGCUAUGAACAAACCACCAGUUCCUUUUUCAUGGUAAUUGUAAUCGUUGACUCUGCGUCUGUACCAGGUGUUCAUUCCUGCAUACACUCUUUUAAGCCGAAUACAAGAUUAGUGUUCCACUAAACUCAUUUAACGGGUCUUAAGUGAACAGAGUUGAGUCUACUAUCAGUUGAUCAGGUGGCCAGCUGGCAUUAUAGCGAUGAAUAGGAGCUUGAAGUCAAUA
This is a messenger RNA of Paecilomyces variotii, 1453 nucleotides long. Its product is annotated as Bax inhibitor family protein. Bases 299 to 1108 code for a protein of 269 amino acids. The transcript has 3 exons. NCBI's taxonomy places the organism in Eukaryota, Fungi, Ascomycota, Eurotiomycetes, Eurotiales, Thermoascaceae. Gene Ontology annotation, cellular component: membrane. The record is from RefSeq and is a predicted model, not a curated record.